UUCAAAAUAAAUAUCAGAUUUUUCAAAAUAAAUUUGGGAUAAAAGCCCGUCUCUCAGUCGAAACAACUUCGUAAAAGACUCGGAAUGGCGUCGACGUCCGGCGCUGGCAGUGGCGUAGCUGCCGGAAGAAUUAGAUCUCAUACAUCGGCGAUAUACUCCGACAAUCAAUCCCUCAUCCGCGAAAUUAGGAAGGCUGUGACUAUGAUGAAGGAUAUCGCGGUGGAUUUGGAGAGAGAUGAGAGAACCGAGAUGGUAAAGGAUCUCGAAGCUGGUGUUAUUCAGUUGUUGGGGGCGUCUGAUGAGUGCAUGCAUCUUUCCGAGGCAAUUCAGUCUAUAGGUGAUGAAUUAGAGCCUGGGCCAGAGCCAACAAAUUUUAAGAAGAAGUUUGAUGAAGAAAUUGCAAAAUCAAAGGCUAGAUCAUCGUCUAGCGCUCAGAGCCAGCCUUUGUUGAGACAAUUCCGGGAAGCCAUCUGGCAUGUUCAUCAUGCAGGACAGCCAAUGCCAGGUGAAGAGCAGGAGGACAUAGUAAUGACCAGUACGCAGUGCAACCUUCUGAAUGUGACUUGCCCUCUAAGUGGAAAGCCUGUUACUGAACUUGUAGAUCCAGUUCGUAGCAUGGACUGCAAGCAUAUAUAUGAGAAGAAGGCUAUUCUGCAGUUUAUUAAGUCCAAAACCUCACGUGGCCAAUGUCCUGUUGCAGGUUGUCCUAAAGUUCUCCAGGCUCAAAGGGUGUUAUGUGACCCUUUCUUACUUAUAGAAAUUGAUGAAGUCCGAUCCAUGAGUAAGCAAAACGCUGGACCUGAUGCGAUAGAGGAUUUUACUACACUUGAUGAAGAGGAUUGAAGGAUUGAGGAUAUUUGGGGCCCUGACGGACUGUUGACCCUCUUAUAUGUCCAAAUAUACAGGGUCUGCUCAUGAACAGCUUAUGUUUUUGUGUAAGCAAUGGGAAACCAUGUUUUAAUCUUUAGGAAGUUUGGGGGCAAAACUAUUUUUUUCCUCUUUUCCAAGAGGGGAUAAUUAAAGUUUUGAAAUUCUUGGAAAGGAAACAACUUGUGCAUACUUGUAUAAAUUGCCAAUGGAUCAUUUUCUGUUCAAGAACUGGCGGUCCAGAUUUUUA
This is a messenger RNA of Nicotiana attenuata, 1117 nucleotides long. Its product is annotated as E3 SUMO-protein ligase MMS21. Lineage: Eukaryota; Viridiplantae; Streptophyta; Magnoliopsida; Solanales; Solanaceae. Gene Ontology annotation, biological process: protein sumoylation; double-strand break repair via homologous recombination. Bases 85 to 843 code for a protein of 252 amino acids. The transcript has 7 exons. The record is from RefSeq and is a predicted model, not a curated record. Gene Ontology annotation, cellular component: Smc5-Smc6 complex; nucleus. Gene Ontology annotation, molecular function: zinc ion binding; SUMO ligase activity.